GCAAGCAGUCGGAAUCCAGUACAGAGACACGUCUGCUGCCAAAACCCUUCAUAACAUUGCUUACGAUGUGGUUGACAAAUUGCGACGCCUCGCUAUCCUCGUCGACUGUGAUAUCUCGUAUUUGGCGGCAACCAAGUGCGAAUCCAGCGACGAUUUCUUUGCGGUCGCAGAACCCAUCGAGGCAUUCUUCUCUGCGAUUGAAGCAUGCAGUCAAAACGAGCGGAUCGUGUUCGUCCUCCUUGUGGGCAAAACAUCCAUUCUAGAUGAGAUGCCGACGAGACCCGUUCAACUACGGGGGUGUGAUAUUCCAUGA
Marasmius oreades (fairy-ring Marasmius) is the source of this 313-nucleotide messenger RNA. RefSeq lists its product as uncharacterized. The transcript is spliced from 2 exons. NCBI's taxonomy places the organism in Eukaryota, Fungi, Basidiomycota, Agaricomycetes, Agaricales, Marasmiaceae. The annotation marks the transcript as partial. The record is from RefSeq and is a predicted model, not a curated record.